UCUAUACUCAACGUCGGAAACACGUGAUAGCGCGUCGUCGGAGGGCUUUGCAGGGGCGUCCAACAGCUCCGACGCGACUCCAAAGGCUUCCAGGCCAAACGGAUCUUCUUAUGGAUUAUUAUGGCUGAGGCAACUACGGCAGUCAGUCAUGAGGCCCCAAUAACCGCGAAUGGGACGCUUUUCCGAGGAAAGCACUUCUGGCUCUCACACAAUGUUCCCCAAAGAAACAGGUUCAAAGAACUUAUCGAGCAACACGGAGGUCACAUAAGGCUAUUCGAGAAAGAUGCAGAAAUUAAAAUCGUCGAUCACAAACGGAGGAAUCUCCCGCCGGACACAUACUCCUUCAAGUUCAUCGAAGACUCCAUUCGCAAAGGGCGGAUGCAGAAUCUAGAGCCUUACAGAGCCGGGCCAUCAGAAGCUCGACCAGUUGGCGCUUCAUACAUUCCUACGCGAAAUCACAAAGUGCCCUACACUGUCGCGGAUGACCAGUUUCUAUGGGACUGGAUGCAGAAGUAUGAGCGAGACUCAACAGCCUCUAUCUCGGGGAAUAAGAUCUACCAAGAACUCGCAGCGAAGAAUCCCAGACAUACGUUUCAAUCAUGGCGUGACCGCUAUUUAAAGAGGCUACGUGGUCGUCCGCGUCCGGGGGGUAUGCCCAAGGGCUCUGCUUUUGAAGAAAGGCCUUCGCAGGAGGUUGCUCCUGCACAGGUGACGGCCCCUACAGCGCAAUCUCAGCCGCCAGCAAUUCUCGCACCGGAGCAUGAGACUGUGCCCUCUUCGAGCAAACCAGCCGACAAGAAGAGAAAACGUGUAUCGGAGACUGGCGACGAAUCGGAUCAACCUGGCCCAGUGCAUCGUUCAGCUCCCAAAAAGAGAACCGCUGAGCCCGUGCCAGAACGUGUAGAAGCUGCACCUGCACGCCGCCGGCACAAAGGGAAGGAGCCUGUGAGGCCUCCACAACCCCCCGAUCCAAAGGCAUCGAUUGGUGGGGAGAAGCUUCCCUCAACUACGAACGAAGUCGAGCAACAAUCCAUUCCGGAACAGUCCGGGACUGGCACCGAUAAGCCACAAAAUGGCGCUGACCCCGUCCUAAAUACCCCCGAGAUAGAUUCUCUAUUCCUUCAGCUUCCUUUCUUACCUUCAAGUCCUGAGCCUGGACCCGUUCCCCACCCUCAGCCAGAGAUCCCGGAGCAGGAUAUUGACACUUGGAUUGACCGCCGCCUUCGAAAUGGCAGAGCGACGGAGGCACAGAUCAUCGAGGCCCUACGCUGCACAAGUAUGGACCCAGACUUGGCAGACAAGGUACUCGAGUUCAUGGUGGCCGGAAAGGACAUUCCAGACGAUAUUCCGGGGGUCUGGACCUCUGGAGAUGACAGGUGUGUGGAAGGAAAAGAGACUCGAGGGAUCCAGCGGGUCCUAGAGAAACAUGGUGCGGAAGCUUUCGAUGCUAGGUGGGAAUAUCUCAGCAUGGCAAGGGCUGCUGGUCUUGAGACGGAAACCAUCGAAUGACAAGUCCACCGCAAACUGGAAAUUUGACAAUGUGCAACUAGAAUACAGGGAAACGCUAGGCGAUCAAAUGAGAAACAAAACUCAGAGAAAGACCCGGGAAUAUAACGAAGAUGGC
Aspergillus uvarum CBS 121591 is the source of this 1624-nucleotide messenger RNA. Its product is annotated as putative transcription factor Rap1. The record is from RefSeq and is a predicted model, not a curated record. Gene Ontology annotation, cellular component: shelterin complex. Lineage: Eukaryota; Fungi; Ascomycota; Eurotiomycetes; Eurotiales; Aspergillaceae. Gene Ontology annotation, molecular function: telomeric repeat DNA binding. The transcript is spliced from 4 exons. Bases 121 to 1509 code for a protein of 462 amino acids. Gene Ontology annotation, biological process: telomere maintenance via telomere lengthening; regulation of DNA-templated transcription.